UCCCCUUCUUCUUCUUUCUCCUUUCCCCUCACUUGCGUCUUUCACUUUCUCUCUGUAAAGACGCACUUGCUCUCUCUCCCUCGCUCUGUCUAUCUCUCCCUGCUAUUUGGAGUUUUCCAUUACAGUUCUGUUGUUGGAGAUCGAGAUGGAAUUCGAGGGGCGUUACGGACAGGUUCAGAGGCAAAAGUAUGACUGCCUUUUAUUUGACCUGGAUGAUACUCUUUAUCCCUUAAGUUCGGGUCUGGCAGCUGGAUGCCUCAAAAAUAUUCAAGAUUAUAUGGUUGAAAAGCUUGGGAUACACAAGACCAAAAUCCCUGAUUUGUGUAACCUUCUCUACAAAAAUUACGGGACCACCAUGGCGGGCCUUAGGGCAGUCGGUUAUGAUUUUGACUAUGAUGAUUAUCAUAGCUUUGUCCAUGGGAGAUUACCUUACGACAAUUUAAAGCCCGAUCCCGUUUUGAAGAGCCUUUUGUUAGGCUUGCCUUUCCGCAAACUGAUCUUCACAAAUGCUGAUGAGGCCCACGCCACCAAAGUUCUAAGCAGAUUGGGGUUGGAAGGUUGUUUCGAAGGCAUUAUAUGCUUUGAGACCCUCAAUCCCACUCAUAAGACCACAGUUUCUGAUGACGAGGAUGAUAUUGAAUUUGUGGGCUCAACAACACCUGGCUCAAUCCCUGGCUCCCGUAGCUCCGACAUAUUUGAUAUAAUCGCACAUUUUGCUCAACCUAAUCCUAGCGCAGCAUUGCCGAAGACCCCAAUAGUUUGUAAGCCAUCAGAAGCUGCCAUUGAACGGGCUCUCGAGUUGGCCAACAUCAAUCCACACAGAACGCUGUUCUUUGAGGAUAGCGUAAGAAAUAUUGAAGCCGGGAAACGUGUAGGUCUGCAUACUGUACUGGUGGGCACCUCUCAAAGAGUUAGGGGUGCAGAUUAUGUCUUAGAAAGCAUCCAUAACAUUAGGGAAGCAAUACCAGAACUCUGGGAAGCCGACAAGAUGGCUGAAGUCAAUUACUCUGGAGUUGCGGUAGAAACGUCUGUGACAGCAUAGCUAGCUCAGACAAAAGCGUUGGCGGUUUGAAGGAGAAAUCAAUCGAGUUCAUGGGAUCUCUGUGUCAUCCCAGCUGCUGUCCAAUUGGUUAAAAUAAUCUAAAUGGUUCAUAAUGAUGUUCUUAGGUAGAAUAGUAAUAUAUUAUUUAACGUUCUUUCGACGAGCGAGUGAUCAUAAUAAACCUUGUAAAUAACCAAACCAACCUCCUUGGUCUUAAUCAAUGCAAUCGUCAGCUUCUCGUCUCCA
This is a messenger RNA of Coffea eugenioides, 1288 nucleotides long. RefSeq lists its product as uncharacterized. The transcript is spliced from 9 exons. The coding region runs from base 146 to 1042 and encodes 298 amino acids. Lineage: Eukaryota; Viridiplantae; Streptophyta; Magnoliopsida; Gentianales; Rubiaceae. The record is from RefSeq and is a predicted model, not a curated record.